Molecule: messenger RNA, 1492 nt
Organism: Mycena citricolor
Lineage: Eukaryota; Fungi; Basidiomycota; Agaricomycetes; Agaricales; Mycenaceae
Source: the annotation of a GenBank genome assembly
GCGGUGCUUCCUCUCUCUUGUUCGUAUCGGUGUCUCGGUCUUCCAGCCAAGGCCCCGGGCUUGAGCUUUGUUUAUCAAUGCUCUGUGGCAGCGGUUUUGGUCGUCAAGCACGCGCACACCUCAAUCGAUAUGUUCGAACACAAGCACACCAGUAUGGGGGUGCGGGGGCUGAGGGAUUCAACUCUGGCCUUGGGGAAAGAAUGCUGCCUAGAUUCACACCGCCUUUUGGAAUGGCGACACCCCGGCAGUUGUCUCAAUAUCUCGACCAAUUCGUUAUAGGGCAGGAGACGGCGAAGAAAGUCCUUUCUGUAGCCGUCUUCAACCACUACCAACGAGUUCACGCGAACAUGGCUGCAUCCGAUACUCGCAAUGAGUUUGUGCACGGUCCUGAAGAACGUUAUUCCAACGUUUCUACUGCACAAAUACGACCUAUGCGGAAGGCACCUGCAGUCCGACCGUUUACACCUGCUCCGGCUCUCUUUGACAAGAGCAACGUUCUGAUCAUUGGACCGACUGGAUCUGGCAAGACUCUUCUAGUCCGGACGCUGGCAAGGGUUCUCGAUGUCCCUUUCUCUGUCAGCGAUGCGACAUCGUUUACUCAGGUAUUUCAUCCUCUCUCCGAAUCUAGCAGGUCACCGACGUUGAUCGACCAGGCAGGUUAUAUUGGGGACGAUGUUGACAGUUGCAUUGAGCGGCUGGUUGCGAUGGCCAAUGACGAUCCAAUUCGCGCAAGCACGGGCAUCGUAUACAUCGACGAAAUCGACAAGAUUUCGAAGCGAACAGGGGUAGAUGGAUCCCGAGAUGUUGGUGGAGAAGGCGUUCAGCAAGCCUUACUGAGGAUGAUGGAAGGUUCUACCGUGACGGUCAAAGCUCAGGGCGCAAGAGGAAAGGACGAAGCGCCACUACAGAUUGACACCACGAACAUCCUCUUUGUCCUCAGCGGCGCCUUUGUUGGCUUGGAGAACUUGGUGAGGACCAGGCUGGCAGAGAAUCGAGGGGCCAUGGGAUUUGCCUCUAAGACAUUUUUCACUCCUACGCCCAAGGCUCUCGACCAAGUCGUUGACCCCAGCGACCUCGUCAAAUACGGCUUCAUUCCGGAAUUUAUCUCCCGAGUUCCAUCCAUCGCCACUCUCGCCCCCCUCUCCGUUCCUGAUCUACGCAGGAUACUUACUGAGGUCAAGGGUUCUCUGAUUUCGCAGUACCAGGCCCAAUUUGGUAACAUCGGUGUCGAUAUCAAGUUCACCAGCGGUGCUCUCGACGAAGAAAAGGUUCUGCUCGAGCCUAUGCACGAUGUUCCGGGCUCUGAUGUCCGACAUGUGCUGAUCACCGAAGAGACAAUACGCGGUGAAGCGCCUGCUCAAUGCUGGACGAGUGAAGGGCAAGGAGUCGAAUUCUGGGAAACAUGGGCAACUCAUGAGCGGCAAUAUCGUGACGCGAAGGCUGCAAAGGCCUAGCACCGCGGUCACGAUCUCAUUGUAGUACCGGAUUGUAG